Diaporthe citri is the source of this 1746-nucleotide messenger RNA. RefSeq lists its product as uncharacterized. Gene Ontology annotation, biological process: adenosine catabolic process; inosine biosynthetic process. Gene Ontology annotation, molecular function: adenosine deaminase activity. Bases 1 to 1746 code for a protein of 581 amino acids. NCBI's taxonomy places the organism in Eukaryota, Fungi, Ascomycota, Sordariomycetes, Diaporthales, Diaporthaceae. The record is from RefSeq and is a predicted model, not a curated record. The transcript has 2 exons.
AUGGUGAGGAAAAUCGCACAGAAGGCAGAGCCUCAUGACUGGGACACGGUCGCCCCUCUUGACCAUAUCAUCGACCACAAGCUGGAGACUGCCAGCCAUCCUCCUGCGAGCCUAGACGGCGACUACCAGAAGAGGCGCGCGGAGCUCAAGAGGCGCGAGGCCGCUCUUGGCUUCGAGUGGAAAUGCACCAGCCGCGCAUCGACCAAAGAGCAGCGCGUAAAUCGCAUCCUUCAGAAUCUCAAGCGCCAUGAUGAGGAGAAUGUCUAUGCAAAGGAACCGCCACGGCAAGGCGUCACCGGGCAAUUACACCCACGUUUCGCUGGUGACCAUUUCCUAUCCAACAAGGCACUCAUCGACAAGACCAAGGUCUUCAAGCUCGCCAAGCGGGCACCCAAGGGCGCCCAUCUACACAUCCACUUCAACGCAUGUCUGCAGCCCAACGUGUUGCUUGACAUCGCGAGUGAGAUGGAGCAGAUGUACAUCACCAGUGACGUACCGCUUCACACAACAGACGAGGAUCAUCCCAAACGGUACAGACGAUGCAGGAUCCAGUUUUCCAUCAUGGACCUCACGGCCAGCAAAGGCAACCUGUUCGACCAGAGCUAUAAGGACCGCACACCCAUGAGAUUCAAGGAAUUCAUCAAAGAAUUUCCAAAGCAUUACCGCGGGGCAGGCGCCCUGGAGUGGCUGCAGGAGAAGCUGGUCUUCCGGGAGGAAGAGGCACAUGACCUGCCACAAACAGUCAGCGGCGCAUGGGAGGAGUUCAACGCCCGGACGCAGAUGAUGAAGGGGCUCUUCAAUUACGAGAGGGCGUACCGCGAGUACACGCGCAGGUGCCUAGAGGACUUUGUCAGCGACAACAUCCAGUACGCCGAGAUAAGGCCUAACUUCAUGGACACGAAUCAGGUCUGGACCGACGACGGGACGCGCAAGAUCGACAACGUCGGCAUCAUGGAGAUGAUCAUCCAGGAGGUCGAGCGGUUCCAACAGGAAAAGGCGGGCGGCGACACCUACUUCGCAGGCAUGAAGAUCAUCUACUGCUGCCCGCGGUCCUAUCCCAAGGAAAAGGUUGCCAACGGGCUGGCCGAGUGCCUGCGGUUCAAACAGCGAUGGCCCACCUGGAUAGCUGGGUUCGACCUGGUGGGUGAGGAGGGCAAGGGCAAGCCGCUCAGCGCCUUCGUGCCUGAGUUCCUGCAGUUCAAAAAAGACUGUAAUGAGGCAGGCGUCGGGGAGAUUCCGUUCCUUUUCCACUGCGGAGAGACGCUCGAGUCGGGCUCUGAGACGGAUGAUAACAUCCUUGACGCGCUGCUGCUCGGGUCGCGCCGCAUAGGCCACGGCUUCUCCCUUGCGCGCCACCCGUACUUCAUGGAGCGCAUGAAGAAGGCCGGCGUGUGCGUCGAGCUAUGUCCCAUCUCCAAUGAGGUGCUGGGCCUGACGCCGCGAGUUGGAGGGCAUGCCAUGUAUGGCAUGCUGGCUAAUAAUGUGCACUGCACUGUGAGCAGUGAUAAUGGAACGUUGUUUAAUUCAACCCUCUCGCAUGACUUCUACCAGGCUAUGAUCGGCAAGCCCGACAUGACCCUGUUCGGCUGGAAGCAGCUCAUCGAGUGGAGCCUCGACCACUCCUGCCUGUCACCCGCUGAGCACCGUGAUGUGCAGCGGGCAUGGGAGACGCGGUGGGAGAGGUUUCUGGAUGAGGCGAUCGAGGAGUUUGGGGAGUUUGAAAUUGAUGAGAAGGUGGUUACUUAA